AUUUUCAACAGGCUGAUCAGCCUGGGACUGCGACUUCGACUUCGACUUCGACUGCGACUGCGCUCGUCGUUGUCCUCAAGCACAAUCGCCACCUUUCCCCGACGGUCCUCACCACCACCAAGGCUCUAACUUUCGACAUCCACAUUACUUCCUUCUCGACACCAAUUCCGCCACCAUGUCGGAACGAAAAGUCCUCACCAAGUACUACCCCCCCGAGUUUGAUCCUUCGAAGAUCGCACGGACUCCCAAACAUCUGCGCCCAGCCGGCCCCAAGACAAUACCGGUCCGGCUCAUGGCUCCAUAUAGCAUGAAGUGCACUUCUUGUGGAGAAUACAUCUACAAAGGCCGCAAGUUCAACGCCCGUAAGGAGACCACCGAGGAGAAGUAUCUCAACAUCACCAUCUACCGCUUCUACAUCAGAUGCACGAGAUGUUCCUCCGAAAUCACCUUCAAAACAGAUCCGAAAAACAUGGAUUACACGGCCGAGCGAGGGGCUAAGCGGAAUUUUGAGGCGUGGCGCGAUCCUACUUCGACUGAGCUCCAGGAGACCGAUGAACAAAGGCUGGAUCGUUUGGAGCGUGAGGAAGCAGAGGAAGCGGAAAAUGCCGAGAGAAAUGCCAUGGAAGAGCUCGAACAGAAGAUGCAAGAGAGCAAGACCGAAAUGCAAGUCGCCGAUGCGUUGGAUGAAAUCAUGCAAAGAAAUGCACGCAUCGAACGUGGAGAGAAAGGGGCCAAAGAUCAGGAAGCACUCGACCAAGUCAGAGAUCAUGCUAGAAAUCUCCAAAGAGCUGCCGAACUUGAAGAUGCCGAGGCUGCACGUCUAGCCUUUGAAGGUGCAAACGUGGAAAAGGUCAGGCUCGAAGAACUCCGUCAAGAUCAACAACAUAUCAAUUCUCCAGACGAGUCCAGUACCCAGUCCCAGCCCGUUCCUUCGUUUGAGAAGAUUAAAAAGGUCAAGAAGCCGCUAGUUCCAGGAUUGGUGCGAAAGGUUGGCUUACCACUACCACAAACCGCGCCUGCGACAACAGUAGCACUUCCCGCAACGAAACCGGUGGGACUAGGGCUAGGCGACUACGAUUCCGACGACGACUGAGACUCUGCCGAUUGAAAACACUUUUCAAAUUCCACUUUUAAUGCCAGUCCGUCUGGUUGAUCCACAUCUGAGCACGGAUUAUCUACCUGGCUCUCCUAUCACAUCCAGAAACUGCCCGGUUCGAUGAACCAGCCUCCAGCUGCAUAGCACCGGGGUCAAAUCAGCGAAGACAUGAUGAUAUCAGCGACAGAAAUGUCCAUAUUUCAAGCAUCCGCAUACUUGGUCUUGGCCGCCGGCAGCCUCUCUUCAAUCCUGGGCACAUAGUAGUCAGGGUCCCAUGUGUCACCGACACUUGGAUGCUUCCUGACUCUCUCGGUCCACCUAUAGAAUCCCUCGGUCUCGGUCUUGAUUCGUUCCUUCAGAGAAGUUGGGAAUAUGACACCAUUGGCAAAAUCCAACAGCCGUAAUGAGAAUGGCGCAAUCAUGAUUUCCGCCAAAGUCAGAUUACUGGACUUUGUGUAAAAUGGGGCCUCCGGAUCAUUGGACGAAAUCAGGGCCUGGACCAGCGGUUCAAUUUCAGCCUUUAAAAUGUUGAGAAGAGAAGAUACAACAGCCUGGGUAGCAUCUGGUGUUGCGGCCCCUACAAGUUUGAACAUCAAGGGGUUGACUUUGGUGAAGUAAAUGUCAACGAGGAUGCGAGCUUGGUAGUGGCGGAAGGCUGCCUCGGGGUGAAGAGCACUCGACGCCAGUGCUGGUGGGAUGGGACUGAGGUGUGACGGGUGGAGAGAGAUGAGGAAGUCGACAAUAGGUCCGGACUCGGUGAGGAUGAAGGGUUUUACCUCAGCAGUGGCCGAGGGUGAGCCUUGACCACUGGAGAUAGGGGUGUACUCCAGAACGGGAACAAGGCCACGCUGGAAUUGAUACAGUCAUGUCAGUUAGGGCAGUGCCAGUAAAAGUCGGUGAAAUAAACGACGCACCGGAUUCAACGCGAGAAACCAAUCUGGCCUGGGCUUAUCGAGGUCCAACAAGACUUCUUCAUAGGGCAGAUCCAAUUCCUUCAAGGUUAUAUGGACGCGUUGAGACCAGCCACAGCCAUGAUUAGUGUACAGCUUGAUCUUAGGAGGGGCUUGGUUCGACAUGGUGACAGAGGAAAGGCUCACAGAGCGUGAUGAUAC
Messenger RNA from Exophiala mesophila, 2208 nucleotides. RefSeq lists its product as uncharacterized. The record is from RefSeq and is a predicted model, not a curated record. The transcript has a single exon. Gene Ontology annotation, biological process: mRNA splicing, via spliceosome. Gene Ontology annotation, cellular component: U2-type catalytic step 1 spliceosome. NCBI's taxonomy places the organism in Eukaryota, Fungi, Ascomycota, Eurotiomycetes, Chaetothyriales, Herpotrichiellaceae. The coding region runs from base 176 to 1093 and encodes 305 amino acids.